Molecule: messenger RNA, 1434 nt
Organism: Frankliniella occidentalis (western flower thrips)
Lineage: Eukaryota; Metazoa; Arthropoda; Insecta; Thysanoptera; Thripidae
Gene: Cdk7
Product: cyclin-dependent kinase 7
Exons: 9
Coding region: 132-1148 (338 amino acids)
Biological process (GO): protein phosphorylation; positive regulation of transcription by RNA polymerase II
Cellular component (GO): transcription factor TFIIH holo complex; cytoplasm; transcription factor TFIIK complex
Molecular function (GO): RNA polymerase II CTD heptapeptide repeat kinase activity; ATP binding; cyclin-dependent protein serine/threonine kinase activity
Source: RefSeq, a predicted model, not a curated record
CUCCUCCUCGUGCAGUUGCGUUGUGGUUGCCGCUGUGUGCAGUCAGCUGAGUUCCCUUGUCCAUUUCAGCAGUGGUUCGACACUUCGGCUUUGUAUUUUGGUUGAUAAUUGUGGUUUUUUCCUCACAUAAUAUGGAGGAUAGGUUGCGGAGAUACGAAAAAAUUGAAUUCCUGGGAGAGGGACAGUUUGCAACUGUUUAUAAAGCAAGAGAUACACACUCAGACAAUAUAGUUGCAGUUAAAAAGAUCAAAAUUGGAUCAAGAGCAGAUGCUAAGGAUGGCAUUCACCGUACUGCACUUAGAGAAAUUAAAUUACUUCAGGAGUUGCAUCACCAAAAUAUCAUUGGCCUUUUGGAUGUCUUUGGUCAUAUGUCCAAUGUCUCAUUGGUGUUUGACUUCAUGGACUAUGACAUGGAAGUAGUAAUAAAAGAUACAAGUAUAGUGCUGAGUCCUGCUAACAUUAAGUCCUACAUGCUUCAAACACUACAGGGUCUAGAAUAUCUACAUAACAACUGGAUUCUACACAGAGAUUUGAAACCAAAUAACUUGCUUGUUAAUAGUGAAGGAAUUCUUAAGAUAGGAGAUUUUGGCCUUGCUAAAUUUUUUGGCUCACCUAAUAGAGUGUACACACAUCAGGUUGUGACCAGAUGGUACAGAGCUCCUGAACUUCUCUAUGGCGCUAGAAUGUAUGGAACCAGUGUUGAUAUUUGGGCGUUGGGAUGCAUUCUUGCAGAAUUGCUCCUACGUGUGCCAUUCCUUCCGGGGGAAACUGAUCUUGAUCAACUCACCCGCAUUUUUUCUGUGAUGGGAACUCCAACCGAAGAGUCUUGGCCAGGGCUAACAUUACUGCAAGACUACAUUCAGUUCAAACCUAUGCCAAGUCAACCUUUAAGGCAUAUAUUCUCAGCAGCUGGAGAUGAUCUUUUACAUCUUAUCUCAAGCUUAUUAACUGUGAAUCCUUUAGGACGGUGUACAUGUGAACAAGCACUGCAGAUGGAGUAUUUCAGUAAUAAACCAGCACCGACACCUGGACCACAGCUUCCCCUACCCUCUUCUAUUAAUAGAAAACAAGAAGAACGACCAAGUUUGAAGAGGAAGCUUUUAGAUGCAGUAGAUGGAGGUUCAUUAGCCAAGAAGUUAAUAUUCUAGAAGAUUAUUGGCAGAAUGAUCUUUUUAUAGGACCAACAACUAGUCUCACCUAACUGGGGGAGUAUAAGAACUGCUGUAAAGUACGAAAUGUGUGUGCUUUCUUAAACUGUGAUUAUUUAUUUUUGAUGACCAGUUAUAAAAUACCAGUUUGUGUUUGUGUUAUUUUUCUUUUGUGGAUAGAAUGAAAUGUAAUUAAUUUGUACAGCCACUACUUUAUUGGUACAUAAAAUGUACAACAUAAAUGGUAGUGAACUAAUAAAAUGUGUUAUUCCAACACAAAACAGUA